CCGGCCGCAGGGAAGUUCCCCAGCUGACGCCCAGAGGAGCAGCCAGCACAGCUGGAGCCAUGUCACCCCAGACCUUCACCCUCCUCCUCCUCCUCCUGCCUGACACACUGACGGAGCCUGGCCACAGCCUCCGGCGGCAGAAGAGGGACUGGGUCAUCCCCCCCAUCAACUGCCCCGAGAAUGAGCGGGGACCCUUCCCCAAGAAGCUGGCGCAGAUCAAAUCCAACAAGGACAAGGAGACCAAGGUUUUCUACAGCAUCACGGGGCAGGGGGCGGACACCCCCCCCGUGGGUGUCUUCACCAUCGAGCGGGAGACGGGGUGGCUGAUGGUGACGAAGCCGCUGGACCGGGAGGAGAUCGAUAAAUACAUUCUCCUGUCCCACGCCGUGUCGGCCAGCGGGCAGCCCGUGGAGGACCCCAUGGAGAUCAUCAUCACCGUGACGGACCAGAAUGACAACCGGCCCGUCUUCGCCGAAGCGGUUUUCCUCGGCACUGUGCUGGAGGGGGCUGAGCCAGGCACCCCUGUGCUGCACGUGCUGGCCACAGACGCGGACGACGCCACGAGCUCCAGCAACGGCAUCGUGGCCUACUCCAUCCUGCGCCAGACGCCGGACCAGCCCCAGCCCCGCAUGUUCGCCAUCGACAGUGGCACUGGGGUGAUCUCUGUGGCCGUGGCAGGGCUGGAGGCACAGGUGGUCCCCAAAUACACCCUGGAGGUCCAGGCGGCUGACAUGGAAGGGUACGGGCUACAGGCCACCGCCACUGCCCUGAUCAAAGUGCAGGUGAGGCACCAAGCCCGGCCUGUGCCGCCGCAGCAGGUGGUCGGGUCCCCCCGCACCCCGGGGGAUGCUGCAGCCCCCCGGCACCCGCUCCUCCACCAGUCCCUUGGGUCAGCACUGCCGCGGUGGGACACGGCGUGGAGCUGGGAUGGCUCCGUCCCCCUCUGCCGUUUGCAGUGCCACUAAAGCCCUGGCACGCUC
This is a messenger RNA of Phalacrocorax carbo (great cormorant), 980 nucleotides long. Lineage: Eukaryota; Metazoa; Chordata; Aves; Suliformes; Phalacrocoracidae. The record is from RefSeq and is a predicted model, not a curated record.